AUGCCAGCAGCAAAGAAAUUCGUGCCGCGGCAGCGCAAGCACAAGGCCCGGGCGCGCGAGGCCCGGGAGGCCGACGAACGCGCCAAUGCCGGUGACAGAACGGGCGACGGCUCGCGGACGCGGACGCGGGCCACCGACGUGGUGGACAGCAAUGCCACCACCAUCGUACCCGAAGAGCAGCGGGCCCGCAACGAGAAAAAGGCGCAGCUGCGUGCGGAGCUGCGUGCGGGCCAGGCCACGCAGAUGAGCGCGAAAAAGGCGAAGCGGCUGGAAAAGUACAUUGAGACAAAACUGCGCAAAGACGAGAGCCGCGCGCUCAACGAAAAACUGGCGGCACACAGCGUGGACCCGGCCAUUUUCGAGAGCAGCCGGGACCUGGGCAAGGGCAAGAAGCGGCGGCGGGCCGAACAGGCGAAGCAGCGGAGUGUCGUUCGGCAAGGCGGGGAUAGCGACGAAAGCGACAGUGAUAAUGAAGAGGAGGACGAUGAGGAGAAGGACGUACCAAUGGCCAAAAUUGGGACCGGGGCGAGUGCAGCACCUGCUCCAGCACCAGCUCCAGCACUGUCGACCGGCAGCUCGCUGUUCGGCUCCGGAUUUGCGGUUGGCUCGGGCCUCAAGCGACCGCUCGACCUCGACGACGACGGGCGGCCGAUCCUCAAGAAGCGCAAGAAGCGCGGUGGCGUCAAGUCCAAAUUCAACGUGGAAACGGUCAAGCAGCCGCAGCCGACUUUUACCAUAACACGACGGGACAGAGAGAGCGAGGAUGAGAGCGAGGACGACGGUGCAGCCAUCGACCACAGUGGAGAGGAGUGGGGUGGACUGUCGGACGAUGACAAGGAGACAAAGGGAUACGAGGAGGAGGAGGAUGGCGAUGACGACGAUGAUGAGGAGAGUUCGCAGGACGAGGAUGAAGACGACAGCGACGACGACGACGACGACGACGACAGCGAAGGCAGCUCGGACCCUGAAGAGACCCGUCCCUCAGCCUUCAAAGCUUGGGCGCAAGCACAGCGCAACGAGGCACUCGGUUUCAAAGGCGCCACGGGCGAGACGACCACGACGUACGAGUUCCCCGUCGUCCACGACUUCGAACCACGACCUGUCGAGGCCGAGCCACUGCCCGCCAGCCUGCAGCCCACCCAGCGCCUCGACCGCAGGGCUUUCCACGUGGACGUGUCUCGGACGCCCGAGGUCGAGAAGCAGCGCAUGGAACUGCCCGUCGUCGCCGAGGAACAGCAGAUCGUCGAGGCCAUCCACGAGCACGACAUUGUCAUCCUGUCGGGCGGCACGGGCUCCGGCAAGACCACGCAGGUGCCGCAGUUCCUGUACGAGGCGGGUUUCGGCCACGCGGCGUCCGAGUACCCGGGCAUGAUCGGCGUGACGCAGCCGCGUCGUGUGGCGGCCGUCAGCAUGGCGCGGCGCGUGGCCGAGGAGCUGGGCCCCGAGCACGGCAAGGCGGUGGCGUACCAGAUCCGGUUCGAGAGCAGCGUGUCGAGCAGCACGGCGAUCAAAUUUAUGACGGACGGCGUGCUGCUGCGCGAGCUGAGCGAGGACGUUGCGCUGCGCAGCUACUCGGCCGUGCUGAUCGACGAGGCACACGAGCGCAGCAUCAACACGGACGUGCUGAUUGGCAUUGUCAGCCGCGUCAACACGAUCCGGGCCGAGAUGAAUGCGCGGCACGCCGACGACACCGACGACACGAGCACCAAGCCGCUGAAGCCACUGAAAAUUGUCAUCAUGUCUGCCACGCUGCAGGUGGCCGACUUCGCCAAGAACCGCGCGCUCUUUGCGGAGCCCCCGCGCAUGGUCCACGUCGAGGGCCGCCAGUACCCCGUGACGGUGCACUUUGCGCAGCACACGCACCACGACUACGUCGCGGAGGCCUUCCGCAAGAUUGUGCGCGGCCACCGCAAGUUGCCGCCGGGCGGCUUCUUGGUGUUUUUGACGGGCGAAGACGAGAUCCAGCGGCUGGCCAAGCAGCUGCGGCUGGCCAUUGACGGCGUGCACACGGCCACGGGCCCCAAGGUGCGGCUGUCGACGUCGGAGAUGGCGUACGAGACGGAGGACAUUGAGUUUGGCGGCGGCCUGGGCGACGAGAACGGAAAAGACGCCAAGCAUCUGGACGGCGAGGACGACGAGGAGGACGAUUACGACAAAGACAACGAAGACGACGACGACGCCGAUGACGACGACGGCGGCGAGGAGGAGUUUGUGCCGGACGAGGGCGAGACGGCAGGCUCUGGCCCCAAGAACGUACAGAUCCUGCCGCUCUUCUCCAAGCUGUCCACCAAAGACCAGCAGCGCGUGUUCCAAGACGCGCCCGACGGCGCGCGGCAGAUCAUCCUGGCCACCAACAUCGCCGAGACGAGUCUGACGAUUCCGGGCGUGCGCUACGUCUUCGACUGCGGCCGCGCCAAGGCGCGCACGUUCAACAAGCAGACGGGCGUGCAGAGCUUCGAGGUGGGCUGGAUCAGCAAGGCCAGCGCGAGCCAGCGCAGCGGUCGUGCCGGCCGCACGGGACCGGGCCACUGCUACCGGCUGUACUCGUCGGCCGUCUACGAGGAGAACUUUGCCGAGUUUGCCGAGCCCGAGAUUCUGCGGAUGCCCAUUGAAGGCGUCGUGCUGCAGCUCAAGUCGAUGCACGUGCCCAGCAUCAGCGCGUUCCCGUUCCCGACGCCGCCGGACACGGGCAGCAUCCUGCGCGCCGAGCGGCUGCUGAUGUACCUCUCGGCGGCUAGCAAGACGGACGACGACGCCGCGGGCCGCCGCCGCGCGAUUACGCCGCUGGGCCAGCUGAUGAGCGCGUUUCCGCUGUCGCCGCGGUUUGCCAAGAUCCUGAUGGUCGGCCACCCGGGCGGCUGCAUCCACUACGUGAUUGCGCUGGUGGCGGCCCUGUCGGCGGACGAGGUGUUUGUGCGGCCCAACAAUGCCAUUCCCGCAGCGUCGGCGACGGCCAAGUCGCCGGCGGACAGGGAGGAGGACGGCGAGCAUGCCGACAGCGACGCCGAGACGACGAAGCCCCGUGUUCGGACGCAAGAGGACAUUCGGCAGGACGAGGCGCGCCGGCGGACGGCCGAGCUCUUCCGCAAGGUGCACCGGCAGUUCACGUCGCUCGACGACAAGUCGGACGCGCUCAAGCUGCUGCAGGUCGUGGGCGAGUUCUCGCACGAGCCGACGGAGGCCUGGUGCCGGGGCCACUUUGUGCACUACAAGGCGCUGCGCGAGGUCCAGAAGAUGCGCCGCCAAAUCACCAACCUGCUGCGCACCAACGUGCCCGUGCACGCCGCCGCCAACCUGACGUACCAGGAGCAGCUGCCGCGGCCGACGGACGUGCAGAUCCGGCUGCUCAAGCAGAUGGUCGCGGCCGGCUUUCCCGAGAACAUUGCCCUGCGGGCCGAUCUGUCGCCGAAUCCGCCGCAGUACACCAACGCGGGCGGCGCUGUCCACAAGCCGCGCCGGGCCAUCGAGGUGCCGUACCGCACGCUGUUCCCGGUGCCGUCCGAUGGCGGUGCCAGCGGCGGGGGCCACGCGUCGCGGACCGAGUUUGUCUACAUCCACCCGUCGUCGCCGCUCGCCCACAUGACCGUCGCCGAGUGCCCGCAGUACGUUGUCUACUCGCACCUGCAGCGCACCGCGCCCAGCCCGGACAUGGACGCGGCGGUGUCGCUGCCCAAGGUGCGCAUGCGGGCGCUGACGGACAUUUCGGGCCUCCAGCUGGCCAGCCUGCUCCAGGGGACGCCGCUGCUCGCGUACGGCAAGCCCAUCAAGGAGACGUUCCGGUCCGACGACGGCCGCGAGCGCGAGUGCUGGGUGGUGCCGACGCUGCAGGCGGACGACGGCAGCGGCGUCGGCGGCAUGGGCUGGCCGUUGCCGGCCAUUAAAGUGCGGCAGCGCAAGGUGCCGGGGCAGGGCUGGGAGAUGGUAGGGAAGUAG
Messenger RNA from Sporothrix schenckii 1099-18, 3933 nucleotides. RefSeq names its product ATP-dependent RNA helicase DHX37/DHR1. Bases 1 to 3933 code for a protein of 1310 amino acids. Gene Ontology annotation, biological process: maturation of SSU-rRNA from tricistronic rRNA transcript (SSU-rRNA, 5.8S rRNA, LSU-rRNA). Gene Ontology annotation, cellular component: nucleolus; intracellular anatomical structure. Lineage: Eukaryota; Fungi; Ascomycota; Sordariomycetes; Ophiostomatales; Ophiostomataceae. Gene Ontology annotation, molecular function: RNA binding; ATP binding. The record is from RefSeq and is a predicted model, not a curated record. The transcript has a single exon.